AGACUGUUCAUCAGCCUGAGCUCUCACAUGCAGUGUCAGCUUGCCCUUCUGACAGCAACCCAACAUCUCGAAAGAUCCCUGCUUUGUGGGUUGUUGACAGGAAAAGGGGGGUUGUUGCGUGGGACUAAGCUGUCAUAUCAUGCAGGCUAUUGGGGAUUGAUCCCUGCGCAUCCCACGAGUUUUGGAAAUGGAGUCCCACUGUGCAGCUCGUAUAAUUGGAAAAUGGAGAAUGAAUGAAAUGCCGGCAUUCUGCAGCUUCGACUUCGAGUGUCACGUUUACAACUGAAGAGACAACCCGGCUGAGACAUCUGGGGUAUCGCUAUCACAUUACCAGAUGACAAGGGAGCUGGACUUUGUCGUUGGGAAGUGCUUGGUAACUUAACUCAGGAUGAUGGAGCUAGCUAACUUUAGUGGCUAUUGAGCUAGCCCUGCUCGUAUCGGUCCAGCAGUAGUUAUUAUAACAGGGAGUUGAUUGCGCUCACCCCAAGCUCCUUAUUGAAAUCUCCAACAAGGCCUACCCCUACCACUAUGCAAAACGGCUCGCACCGAUCAAAGGGCACGCUUGCGCGUUGUACGGGGACGUGCUUCCGGCAUCAUUAGUGCAGAUAGGCGUCCUGAAAAGAAUAUCAAUUCAUCUCUUCGAAUUGCUUCUUCAUUUCUUCUAGGGUACCGUUGACUUAUUACUAUUACUACCCCAGUAAUAGUGAUUUACGUGAUACGGAAGAGGUCACACGGAGUUUUAUGGAUAUAACAAAUGGUACUCUUAACUACAUCUUAUCACGAGCGUUGACUUGCACGUUCAGAAGUCCGCAAUUUGUUAUAAGUCGAAUCCGUGUCGACCGAUGAUCUUCGAUAUUCUCAGGAAGAAUGGCACGUGCAUCCCCCAUAUUUGCUGCCUUGCAGAUCGUGUGGCCUCCAAGUAAAGAGAUUCCUUGGACCAGCUGCACGAACGCGCAGUUGAGCCAUCAACAUUUUUACCAAGGCCAUCAGGUGAACGAGAAAAUUCCUCUCACUCGUGCAAAAGUAAACCCUUUUGACGCAAAGCGAAUUACACGGUUCGAAGCGUGUUGCUGGGCCGAUAUCAGCCAAUUGCGUUAGGCUUGAUUGACCUUCUGCGGAUAUCAGGAUCGAAACUGUGAAAACUGCACUGGGAGACGGCAGAAUCCCUCUGCCUUACGUCCUAACCCUGCAGAUAUGUCAGCUAAGGGGAACGCAACGGGAAUUCCUUUGAGCUAUCCUGCCAACAAAAUCCAAAUAAUUCGCGAUUUUCAUC
Molecule: messenger RNA, 1273 nt
Organism: Coccidioides immitis RS
Lineage: Eukaryota; Fungi; Ascomycota; Eurotiomycetes; Onygenales; Onygenaceae
Exons: 2
Coding region: 868-1098 (76 amino acids)
Source: RefSeq, a predicted model, not a curated record